AUGGCAUCGCUUUCUCAGGCGUAUCCGCUGUCUCGCUCUAAUAAACGGAACGUCACUCAGCCUCUCGUCCGUCCUAUAAGGGCUGGGCCAUUUGGGGCUAGAGGCGAGUCCGCAGCAGCUUCCAGCGGUGAUCUCACCCUGCCCUCUGCCAUAGAGGCACAAACACUGCUACCUGCUUUAUUGACUGCAUCACUACGAACCAUUGUUACU
Messenger RNA from Brenthis ino (lesser marbled fritillary), 210 nucleotides. NCBI's taxonomy places the organism in Eukaryota, Metazoa, Arthropoda, Insecta, Lepidoptera, Nymphalidae. The record is from the annotation of a GenBank genome assembly.